Lycium ferocissimum is the source of this 1808-nucleotide messenger RNA. RefSeq names its product peroxidase 5-like. Bases 590 to 1594 code for a protein of 334 amino acids. NCBI's taxonomy places the organism in Eukaryota, Viridiplantae, Streptophyta, Magnoliopsida, Solanales, Solanaceae. Gene Ontology annotation, cellular component: plant-type cell wall; plasmodesma. The record is from RefSeq and is a predicted model, not a curated record. The transcript is spliced from 2 exons. Gene Ontology annotation, molecular function: heme binding; peroxidase activity. Gene Ontology annotation, biological process: hydrogen peroxide catabolic process; response to oxidative stress.
AGGGCUGAAUUUUGGGAUGAGUGCACUUGACGAUAUGAAUCAUCUGAAAAAUAAACGUAUUUGUCCUGUAAUCUCCUAGUAUAUGAAAGCGCGAAAAAGUGCUUCAAAGUGUGUAAUUCGAUUUCCUUCACUUUCAUUCCAUAGCCAGAAAAAUAAAUUGUUGAAAUCAAAAUCAUUUAGGUUGAAAAAGAUUCAACAACGAAAAGAAAGAUCGAUUCUCUGUAACACAACUCAACGGGAUUCCCCUCUUUGUUUGUUUGAUUCGAAUAAGAAGAGCCUAUUGAGUUAUUAAGAAUCAUAAUGAAGAAAAAAAAAUGACUGUCAAAUUAAAAUUUUGCAUGGAUAUAAUAAUGUGGUAGCUUUGGAACUCUUCAAAAGUCAUACACACUUGAGAAAACUUCAACUUUGAAGUUUGUAUUACAGGCAAUCAUGUUCUGUUUUAAUAGUGACAAAAGAUUCCUCAAGUAUACAUUUUGGAAGUAGCUACAAUGCAUAUUACAAACUAUAAAUGCUCCAUGGAGUUCAUAAAUUAUUCAUCAUUUGAACAAAAAGCAUAGUAGCUGCUCUUGAGCCAAGAAAAAAGAAAAAGAUGGAUUCCAAGAGCUUCAAUUGUUCUGUGGUCGCGUUUGUUUCCUGCUUGAUUUUAUCUCUUUCAGUCUCGGCCUUGGCCAAACGACCACCCUCCUGUCCGCUAAAAGUAGGUUACUAUUACUACACUUGUCCAAAUGCUGAAGCCAUUGUGAGAAAUGUUGUGUACAAAGCCGUUUCUCGUAACCCAGGCAUAGCUGCUGGCCUUAUCAGGCUACAUUUUCAUGACUGCUUCGUGAGGGGAUGUGAUGCAUCUGUGCUAUUGGAUGGGCCGAAUUCAGAAAAGGAAAGCAUAGUGAACAAAAACAGUUUACGAGGCUUUGAGGUGAUUGAUGCAGCUAAAAAGCAGCUCGAGGCUGCAUGCCCUGGAACAGUCUCGUGUGCAGACAUUCUUGCCUUUGCUGCUCGCGACAGUUCCAACAAAGUCGGGAAAAUAAACUAUGAUGUCCAAGCAGGACGUCGUGAUGGGCGUGUUUCUAUCAAGGACGAGGCCUUGGCCAAUCUUCCCUCUCCGUUUGUCGGUGUCAAGGAACUAGUCAAGAACUUUGCAAGAAAAGGGAUGUCAGCUGAUGAAAUGGUGACCCUCUCUGGUGCACAUUCUAUUGGUAUUGCUCACUGUGCUGUUUUCGCGAGCCGAUUAUACCCUCAAAACAAGCAACAAAAUCUGCCAAUUGAUCCCGAAUACGCAAGGAUGUUAAAGUCCAUUUGUCCACCAGAAGCACUUACAAAUGGAACAGGAGUAGCUAAUCCUGCUAAUCUUGAUGUUCUAACACCAAACAAAUUGGAUAACAGAUACUACAUGGAUUUGAAGAGUAAGAAGGGACUUUUAGUUUCUGAUCAAACAUUGAUGAGUGAUCCUAAAACCGCUAAAAUGGUGAACUUUAACGCAAGGUAUGGUCGCGUGUGGGGUAAGAAAUAUGCGGAGGCUAUGGUGCAUAUGGGUACUUUGGACGUCCUCACGGGGCGGAAGGGUGAGAUCAGGAAGAACUGCCAUUUUGUGAACUAAUUUGUGUCAUCGUGAAUCAGGAAGAACUGCCUUGUUGUUAACUAAUUUCUUAUUUUUUUUCGCCUUUAGAGUUUUGUAAAGCUCUCGGGUAUUAUUUCAGCUUUCUUGUUAUUGUUAUUAUGAGUUGUAAACAUCCCAUUUAAGUGAGGAUGUUUUAAUCUUUGUUCAAUUGUAACAGAUGAAUCUUCUUAAUAAAAGUUAUUCUUGAUUGGAA